Tripterygium wilfordii is the source of this 1627-nucleotide messenger RNA. Its product is annotated as NAC domain containing protein 50-like. The record is from RefSeq and is a predicted model, not a curated record. The transcript is spliced from 4 exons. Gene Ontology annotation, molecular function: DNA binding. The coding region runs from base 39 to 1271 and encodes 410 amino acids. Gene Ontology annotation, biological process: regulation of DNA-templated transcription. NCBI's taxonomy places the organism in Eukaryota, Viridiplantae, Streptophyta, Magnoliopsida, Celastrales, Celastraceae.
CUCUUCCUCUCCACCUAAUCAAACCCUAGCCGCCGCUCAUGGGUCGUGAAACGUCUACUGAGUUAACCCUCUCAAUUCCAUCGCCGACCGGAGUUGAAGCUAUAUCUGGAAAAGGAACUGUGGCGGUGGGAUCAUCUGGUACGGCGGCUAGAACGCCCAAAACGGCGACUUCGACGGUUUUGGCGCCUGGGUUUCGAUUCCACCCGACUGAUGAGGAACUUGUGAGUUAUUAUUUGAAGCGGAAAGUCACCAAGAAACCCAUCCGCUUUAACGCCAUUGCUGAAGUCGAUAUCUACAAGACCGAGCCCUGGGAGCUUGCAGGAAAGACGAGGUUGAAGACAAGGGACCAAGAAUGGUACUUCUUCAGUGCAUUGGACAAAAAGUAUGGGAAUGGAGCAAGAAUGAAUAGGGCCACUGAAAAAGGAUAUUGGAAGGCAACUGGCAAGGACCGUGAGGUUCGCCAUGAUUCUCAGGUCAAUGCAAUGAAGAAGACUCUUGUGUACCAUACUGGCCGAGCACCGGAUGGGAAACGUACUAAUUGGGUCAUGCAUGAGUAUCGACUUAUCGAUGAGGAAUUGGAAAGGAUUGGAGCAUCUCAGGUGGACGGCUAUGUCGGCUAUGUUUUGUGUCGAGUGUUUCACAAGAAUAAUAUAGGGCCGCCCAAUGGGAAUAGAUAUGCACCUUUUGUGGAAGAGGAAUGGGAUGAUGGCCAAGAAGCUUUGGUCCCAGGGUUAGAUGCUGCAGAAGAUGGAGUGGCUGGUGAUGAUGCUUAUGUUGACAGAAACGAAUUUCAGCAGGAUUGUAAUGUCAUGGAUAAGGACCCUCUUGGUCGCAACGAACUUGUGAGAGACUCCCAACUCCAGCGCAAGAGAAGGCAUACUGAUUCAGGUCCGAACCACUCAAACGGUUCAGAUAAUUCAACGAGGACAACUCAAGAUGGUUCCUCUUCUACAAGUUCUCCUAAUGCUGCAACAACAACAGCGAUGUCUGCAAUGCUGGAAUUCUCACUUCUGGCGUCUGUGGAACCCAAAGAGGGGACUCGUGUUCACGCUCCCUCCUUUGAUGUCAAGAUUGACACAUCGAUGCCUCCAAGGUGUGUGAAGUUGAUUAAUGAACUGCAUGUUGAGAGGGAGACUUUGAAGCGUCAUAUGUUCAAUGCUCAUGCGAUGAUUAACAUUCUUCGUUCCCGGAUUGAUUCUCUGAGCAAGGAAAACGAGGAUCUGAAGCAGAGGAAGACUACUACUCUCUCACUGAUGGGACCGUGUCCGUAAAACAAGGGUGGUGAUGUUUUCUGUUGUAGAAGCAGCAGAGUGUCGGAUUUUGUUAAAUCUUUAAUGGAUAUUUAAGUUAAAAACUUUUUUAACUUUAUACUUUCCCUACGGAAUGGUAGGGAAAUUGACAAGAGUUUUUUCUUACUCAAGGGGAUUGCGGGUUCAAGACUCAGUGAAGCGAGAAUUUUUCGCAUCACAUAUACUUGUGGAGAAGGUCUUGUUGUCAGCUGGUACCCUAUUGAGGUUGUAGUGACGGAUUCGUCAUUUGGGCAGUAGUUGUGGCUCAAACACAUGAAUAAGUACUCUUAUGGUUCUUUUUUUCAUAAAAUAAAUAUAACAAAGUAUAGUUAAAUCUU